Messenger RNA from Durusdinium trenchii, 1038 nucleotides. Lineage: Eukaryota; Dinophyceae; Suessiales; Symbiodiniaceae. The record is from the annotation of a GenBank genome assembly.
AUGGAUGCUGUGCUCGUGGUGGCGGGUUUGGCACUUCUAUGGGUGCCCAUACAUGUGAGCCUCACCUUCAGCGAUUUUGUGGACCUGAGACAAUGGAUUUCCUCCAUGACAGAGCGGGAGGUACAGGAUGAACGUAAGGAAGCGAGGGCAACCAGGAUUGAAGAGGAACUGUUGAAUCUUCGCCAGAGGAACUACAAGUGUGUCAGCCGCUGCGUGUGCCACAUCAACUUGUUGACCAUUUGUGGCUUGAUCCAUGAAGCCGUCGCAGUUCCAGGCUUUGACACGUUUGCAGCAGCUAUAUUUUGCAUCUUCGGCUACGCACAACACCUGAUGGUGGGGCACGAGCUGGUGGAAUUGACGGCAGGUAGACUCAAGUUUCUUUCCUGCACCAUGCAUGUGAUGUUGGCCCUGCAAAUUAUCAGCACCGCUGCCAACGGCACGGACUCCUUGAAAUUUGCAAUGAUGCAAGGCUUUCAGGUCGCGAUUCGCUUUUGCGCAGUCGUCCUGUUUUUAGAUCCAUGGAUCACUAUCCCUUUCCAGUUUCUGUACACAGCAAUGGACAUGUCCGCGUUCCUCCUUGUGUUCGACCAUUCGGGUGCGGCUCUUUCGGGGCUAUGUGUCAGCCAUUUCUUCAUCCUCACCACCACCACUGCAUGCUCCUUGAUCGUUGACUGGCUUCUGCGGGGCCGAUUUGAUGCUCUCCUUGACACCACCGAUGCAGAGUCAUUGGUGUGUAGCUUCCGCCGGGUACUGAGGGGAGCAUGUGACGGGGAAGUUCUACUGGACAGCCAGAUGAAGGUUGCCCAGGAGAGCCAGUGCUUACAGCAUUUGAUCUUGACGAAUGUGAGUCUGAAGGGCCGAUCUUUUCCACAUUUGCUGGUGGAUCAGGAUGGGCCACGCUUCAGGGAAUCCUGGGAUCCAGUUGAGGACCACCGUUUUUCCCCACUUGGACCACAGUCUGUUGCGUUUGGGGCGGAAGUAUCGUUUUUUGAUCCUGAAAGGCCCUGCCACUGGAUUUCCUGCAGCCAAGGUAUCUAA